UUCUCGUUCUUAACUGACGUUUUAGUUAAUUCUGCCUAAUAUAGUGACUCCGACGUAUAUGGCACUAUCCGGAUAACCUUGAGAUAACCUUGCACGUAGGCAUUCAUUUCGACGACCACAAUGGACAGCCGAAAGAUUGAGAAAGCAGUGCAGUCACACUUGGAGAAACUACAGGAGCGCAUGCCUCCCAUUUCCACCAUACCCCAGAUGCCCACAAUGCUUCGGGACUACGCGAAGCUUCUCAACAAAACUGCAUCGGAAGCGACCGCCAAGGCGUUGAAGUCAGCCAACAUUCCAUCGCUGUCCAGAGCUCAUCGCUCGCCCGACGAGCCGCUUAAGAUCGAGCAACACUUGGCUGCACUACAUGCGGCCAAUGGACGAGCCCAACGCGCCAGUUGGAACUUGUGCCAGCAUGCGUUUGAGGCACCGCACAUUCGAAUGGACUCUGUGAAUGAGUCCCUUACGUUCUCCAUUGAGAACAUUCAGGUCGGUUUCGAUUGCCCGGUGUGUUGGCCAGCUCAACGGCAAUCUUGCUUGUAGGAGGCCAUUCACGUGACGAAGAACGUGCAUCGCCAUUUCCGGGAUCUAGGCAACACUCUCUCUGACGAACCGUGCUUCUACCGCGCUGUAGAGAGCAAGACUGACGACAUUAACAAUUAAACUAACAACGUUCAAACACACAUUGAAA
Messenger RNA from Aphanomyces astaci, 688 nucleotides. RefSeq lists its product as hypothetical. Lineage: Eukaryota; Oomycota; Saprolegniomycetes; Saprolegniales; Verrucalvaceae. The transcript is spliced from 2 exons. The record is from RefSeq and is a predicted model, not a curated record. Bases 121 to 540 code for a protein of 139 amino acids.